Molecule: messenger RNA, 1605 nt
Organism: Lichtheimia ornata
Lineage: Eukaryota; Fungi; Mucoromycota; Mucoromycetes; Mucorales; Lichtheimiaceae
Exons: 8
Coding region: 1-1605 (534 amino acids)
Biological process (GO): translational initiation
Cellular component (GO): cytoplasm; eukaryotic translation initiation factor 3 complex
Molecular function (GO): translation initiation factor activity
Source: RefSeq, a predicted model, not a curated record
AUGUACCAAGACACAUUUGAAGAGGACGACUUGGUGGCCGAGGUCGAGCUUGUUGCCCAGGCACGCUACUCUGAACAUGCUGAUUUCGAUGACGACUUUGAAGCCGAGGUCGUUUCGACCCAGCAACCAUCGCCUGCCCAGAUUCCUGAUGGCGUCCGUAACUUUAUCCUUUGCUUCAACCGCUAUAUCUUGGAAAACAACGUCUUGGAUCUGCACAACGCGUAUGACAACACCUUCAACAAGUUAUCUGACAAGCACUAUUCGAAGCAGCCAUGGCCCGAAGCCGAGUUGAUUGCUCCGCUCGUCAACAAUGACGAGGUUAUCUUGACCCUCUAUCGUGAGCUCUACUACCGUCACAUUUACCGCCGCAUGGUUCCCACUCUUGAGCACCGCUUCCGCUCUUAUGAAAACUACUGUGAUCUCUUCAACUACAUCUUGAACUCGGAUGGCCCUGUCAACCUUGAAUUGCCUAACCAAUGGCUUUGGGAUAUCAUUGAUGAAUUCAUCUACCAAUUCCAAUCUUUCAGCAACUAUCGCGACCGUCUCAAGAGCAAGACCGAAGAAGAAAUCGCUUUGCUUCGUGACAAUCCUCAAAUCUGGAGCACUUACAGUGUCCUCAACGUCUUGUAUUCUUUCAUCUCCAAGUCACGCAUCAUUGAACAAAUGUUGGUCAGCAAGAAUGGCGGUGAUAUGAUGGAGGCUGCUGGUGAAUAUGGUACUCGUCCUUUGUACAAGACCCUCGGUUACUUUUCAAUUAUUGGUCUCGUUCGUGUCAACUGCUUGAUGGGUGAUUACAUGCUUGCCCUCAAGAUGAUGGAUAAUGUUGCAUUGAGCAGGAAGUCUCUUAUGGCUCGUGUCACUGGUUGCACUUUGACCACUUAUUACUACGUCGGUUUUGCUUAUAUGAUGAUGCGCCGUUACGCUGAUGCUAUCAAGACCUUCUCUGAUGCCAUUAUUUAUAUCCAACGCUUCAAGCAAUAUGGUCGCUCUUACCAAUCUGAGCAAGUUGGCAAAAAGAUGGAUCAAAUGUAUGCUCUCUUGGCCAUGUGCGUUUCCCUUUGCCCCACCCGUCUCGAUGAAUCGGUCCAUUCUCAACUCCGUGAGCGAUAUGGUGAACAAAUCUCAAAAAUGCAAAAGGGUGAGGAAGGCAUUCAAGUCUUUGAAGACAUGUUCCAACACGCAUGCCCCAAGUUUAUUUCUGCAUCCCCUCAAUUGGAUGGCAAGCGCCCUGACCCCCAUUCCACUCAGGUCAAGUUGUUCACUGCUGAUGUCCGCAACCAGAUCAUGCUCCCUACUCUUCGAUCCUUCAUGAAGCUCUACACAACCAUGGGUGUUGACAAGUUGGCCAAGUUCCUUGAAAUGACCCCUGAACAACUUACCAUGCAACUUCUCAUGUACAAGCAAAAGUCCCGUCAAAUCAAAAAGGUGGAAAACGGCAACUUGUUGGAUGGUGAUUAUGUCCCUACCUCUGAUCUCGAUUUCUGCCUGAAGCAAGAUGUCCUUCACAUUGCUGAGAGCAAGGUUGGCCGUCGUGUGGGUGAUUGGUUCUUGCGCCAACUCAACCGAUGUGACGAUUUGGUAGCUAGUUUGGAACAAAAAGCAUAA